Molecule: messenger RNA, 1130 nt
Organism: Neolamprologus brichardi
Lineage: Eukaryota; Metazoa; Chordata; Actinopteri; Cichliformes; Cichlidae
Source: RefSeq, a predicted model, not a curated record
AACACGACCAGGUCCAAAGUCUAGUAAUGAGUGCGUGAAGUAUUCAAGGUAAGAAACGAGAACGCGCGGGUGUCCUGCUGCUGGAGAGGUCGCUGAUUAGAGCGUGUGUCGUGCUGAAUAACUGCUGACUGUAAAGACAGAUGACUCAGGUAAGCCAUCAUCCAUGGGGAGAGUGGCCUGGCCAGGGCACCGUGGACCUGUGGGUUGUCCAGUCUCCUCAGGUGAAGGUGGAAGUCCUAACCUUAGGCGCCAUUAUCAGAUCAGUGAGCUACAGAGGGAAGGAUGGAGAAAUGGAGGAUGUAGUCCUUGGCUAUGAUAACCUGGAAGGUUAUGUAUCAGAUAAGCGGUACCUGGGCGCUGUGGUGGGCCGUGUGGCAAACAGGAUUGCAAAGGGACGUUUUGUCCUUGAGGGAAAGGAGUACCAGCUGGAUGUUAACAAUGGACCAAAUGCGCUGCAUGUUCAUGUGUGUUUGCUUCUGCAGGCUAUCUGGCGCGCUACAGCAGUGGAAGGUGGUGUGCAGCUGAGUCUUACCAGUCCAGAUGGAGACCAGGGUUAUCCUGGUGAAGUUCAGGUCUCUGUCUCCUACACGCUGCAGGGGGAAGAACUGACUGUUGAAUACCAAGCACAGGCUAACAAAACUACCCCCAUCAACCUCACCAACCAUUCCUACUUCAACCUGGCCGGACAGGGUGUAGCAGAUAUCUACGACCAUCAGGUGUCCAUCACUGCGCAGUCCUACCUGCCUGUGGAUGACACAUCAAUCCCUACAGGUAAAGAUUUACUUCAGUCAUCUUUAACUGCAAAAGUCGAUGGAAUGAAGUGGUUUAUUUAACAGAUGUCAAAUAUAAAAACUGAUAUAAUAGGAAAAAUCUGAUUAAAUAAGCAAAUAAAAUUAAUCAAUCUGUCAAAAGCAUACAAGCAUAUUGAUAGUCUCUGACAGUUUGGUGGAAAGUGCUUCAAAUCACUUCAGUUACACUGUCUCGGGAACUCCGGACUUUAUAAUCAGUUGAAGUACAUAUCCAUUUGAAUCUUUAGCUCCCCUCUCAGUCCUUGAGCUUCUCGUGUUCUUCCUGGCGUUCCACGUAUGCCCUGCCUGUUAGCAUCUCGCUCCCUGCUGCUAUGUGCUCGA